Messenger RNA from Ordospora colligata OC4, 567 nucleotides. RefSeq lists its product as uncharacterized. The record is from RefSeq and is a predicted model, not a curated record. NCBI's taxonomy places the organism in Eukaryota, Fungi, Microsporidia, Ordosporidae. Gene Ontology annotation, molecular function: RNA binding. The coding region runs from base 1 to 567 and encodes 188 amino acids. The transcript has 2 exons.
AUGCAGAUGAAAAAGACGAAUCAGCUUGCAAUACCUGAUUUACAGCCAUCCACAAAGAUAAGAGUGGUUCUGGAUGCGUUUUCUAAGUAUGAGACAGAUAUAAUUGGCGUUAAGCUUUUGAAGCAGAAGAAAGGAAAGGAGGAAGGCAUGAAGGUGGCCUAUAUUGAGUUCGACUCAGUAGAUAUCACUGAGAAUGCGUUCGGAGAUGGAACGAUAAAGAUUGCAGGAGCAGUGAAGAACUUGAGAUAUGCAAAGAAGAGGGCACAGAAGUUUGGAGAGAAAGGAGUUAUUUCAGAGAAGAAAGUUUAUGUUUCAGGGAUUCCACUGGAUGCGGACAAGGAUGAUCUUUCAAAACUCCUGGGGAAAUGUACAAUUUCUGGCCUGGAGAAGCGCAGUGGAUAUGUUUUUGCAGAGUAUAGCACGCACAAGGAGAGAGACGACGCAAUCACCAGGAUCAACAACAGUAAGCUUAACAAUGUAGCCUUGUCUGCAAGCCCGGCGUAUGAAAGGCCAGCUUCAAGGACAUCAAGCUUCAGCAGCAAGAGAAGCAGCAGUAGCACUGAUUAA